AUGCCCGAAGAAGCCGAAGCUACUAAUCAACCAGCCACAGAGGAAGAAACUCCAAAAUUGGGUGAAAAGGAGGCGGAAAAGGAAUCCCCGUCCACUAACUCAGUAAAACAAGCCAGAUGCGUUGUAUUGACUGGGUUCGGCGGACCAAAGUAUGUGCGAGUGCAGCCUAAGGAUCAGAAAGCAGUUGGGAAGGGAGAGAUUGCCAUUGAUGUGGAGGCCUGUGGUGUUGGCUUUCAAGAUCUGAUGACUCGUCAGGGUUUUCUGGAAUUCCUCGGAAGACCGCCAUUCGUAAUGGGCAGCGAAUGCUCCGGCAAAGUGGCAGAAGUUGGAGAGGGUGUGACGGAAUUCAAGAUUGGAGAUGAAGUACUUGUUCUGUGUGAUAGCGGAGCUUGGACCGAAUACCUUGUCGUGAAACCAAUCACAGAAGGCUCAGCAGAAGGCGUGCAGGCGGAGACCUCGGCGACCGGAGCACCAGCAGCCCUCGUGUUCCACAAACCCACAGGCUUAUCAACAAGCCAAGCCGCCAGCUUCCUGAUGUCCUAUCUGCCUGCGUAUCUCCUGCUACACAAGGUUGCCUACGUUAGACCCGGAGAUAUUGUUCUGGUUCAUUCAGCUGGAGGUGGUGUUGGCACAGCGAUUGGGCAAUUGGCGAAGUACAUUCAAAAUGUGAAAAUGAUUGGCAUAGCCUCAGCUGCCAAGCACGAGAAACUGCAACAAUACUAUUCACUACUCAUCAACAGCUCCCAGGACUACGCGGCAGAAGUUAAGAAGUAUGGGCUUUAUAAUAUUUACAAGGAUUUCUUUACUCCAUGCUUUCCCUCCCUCAUUAGUUUAAUGUGCUACACUGACUUGUGGAAUUCAUAUCAUUCACAAACCGCCUUUAACAAACUCUUGUUAUUUUUAAGGGAAUUCCCGCAGGGCAUAACCGUGGUGCUGGACAGUCGCUCGGGUGAAGAGACUAACAAAGUGCUUUCUCUGCUGCAGCCCCUAGGCCGUUACAUUAUUUAUGGUAACUCCAGCUUCGUUACGGGAGAACGCAAAAAUCUCUUUACCUUCGCAAAGUCUUGGAUCCAAAUGGAUCGAAUCAGCCCACUAAAGCUUCUUGAAGAGAACAAAUUGCUUGGAGGAUUUUCUCUAAAGCAGAUGGUGUUUCAUCAACAAGGCCAUUUUGCAGUGAUAUUUGAGGCAUGGAAGGAACUAAAGCAGAUGCUUCUAGAAAACAAAAUUGAACCUGUGGUUGACAGCGAGUGGAGUUUUGAGGAGGUGAGGGAAGCUCUUCAUAAGCUUCAGGAUCGCAAGAACUUGGGGAAGGUCGUUAUAAGUCCCAAAUUGAAGCCAAAAGAAUUGGAUCAACGCAUUCUUUGUUUUUCGCUACAAGAAUUUGCGUUCACGUCACCUAAAGUUGGUUUAGACGUAAGUGCCAUGCAAACCCAAAUUUCUGCUGAAGAAUUCGCUCGAUUUCAGUCGCAGUUACUGGAGCUUCGUCAGCAGAAGUACGCUGCUGACGAAAGCCGCAUUCGUGCUGACAGAAGAGCCGAUGAUCUCGAAAAAACGCUAGCAUUACAAUCAGGAGAAAUUGCCGAACUUCGCAGUAGCCUUUCUCGCAUCCAAAGAGCUGGUGACAUCGAUGCCCUUUUCAAAGAAAACCAAUCCCUCCGUCAUCGCCUUAUUAACAUUGAAUCCUCCUUCCAGCUGCAGACAUCGACCCUCCGUGCUGAGUGCGAACGGCUUCAGGCAGAUAAUUCAGUCCUCCUCUCUACUCUGAAAACUGCUGGUUUAAACCAAACCACUGCUACUUCAUCAGCGCACGAUGAGGGUACUCAAACAAUACCUAUUAUUCAAACUGUUAAGGCCUCACAAACCCUUAAGUCCGGUCAGACGUCUUCUCAAGUGCAAACAGAUCUUCUAAGUGCAGACAUUGAAAAUGUAGAAAAUCGUCUUAACGAGCUUUCAGAGGCUGACACUCUCCUAGCGAAUGAACGGUUGGCAUCAGGACGGCUUGUAAAGGAGUUACUUGAACGUGAGCUGGAUGUAGAGCGACUGGAAAGAGAUUGUGAGGCUCUCCGAAGUGAAUUGGUUGUAAUGGAGAAACGUAGUGAUCGUGUUCAGAAGGACCUAAAACGUCAGCUCGCUUCGGCUGUCCGUGCUGCAAAGCAGGCUACAGCGACGCCAUCACUGUCGAGUCUGGUGUACGUUCAGAAACCGCCACAAAAAUGUGAUACCAUAUCCGUGGAGUCUUUCAGUCUGUGUGGCGGCGUUAAUGGUGUCCAGGUAAUGGGAAAUGACGGUGACAUGUCUGAGACAUCCUCGAGCUCCCCAAUUCCGCAGCAAACACUCUUCUCGGAAGACGACUUAAAAGGCCUCCUGAACAGGCUCUCUGAGGUGCAGGAGGAGAAUUGUAAUCUGCGGCACAAAGUGAAGCGCCUCGAAGCAGACCUCGACGCGAAGUCCACAAUCAUACAGCAGAGGCUGACCGACAAAGCCAUCCCAUACCCUCCUGGUGAGUGCGAUUUUUGUAGUUUGAGUAACGCUGCACUUGCAAGUGACACAGUAGGAAUACAACAUUGUGUUCAAACAAAUGCUGAUUCAAGCAAAGCCACUCCGGUCACCAAUCCGCACUCCCUCAUACCUCGGCUCGCCUCAGAUGUUCUCUCAACGGUGAAAUCCAAGUUAAAACAGCUGGAAGCUGUUACGAUGGAGAUGUCCUCCCCUACAACGGCAGUCAGUUCAGUUGAACUGCUCGGUCUAAAGAGGCUUUGUGAGGAGCUGAUGACUCGCAAUAUCUCCCUGGAACGAGCUCUAGAAAUUGCCCUGUCCUCGGGGAAAGGCAACGAGGAAAUCUAG
Molecule: messenger RNA, 2844 nt
Organism: Mesocestoides corti
Lineage: Eukaryota; Metazoa; Platyhelminthes; Cestoda; Cyclophyllidea; Mesocestoididae
Source: the annotation of a GenBank genome assembly